GUUUGGGUGACAUGGGGAUCGUACUCCAUGCAUCGAGUCCUUCCUUGUCUGAAUCCUGGUCCAGAGCCAGCGAUUCCUUGUUCUCUGCAUAUGAUCUACCUUACAUCUUUGUUGUUGUUCCUAAACUUUUACUUGCGUUGUACUUUGAAGUUUUCAUUGCACUAAUUUUUCUACCAAAGGUGAAAUCAAAAUUACUCGUUACUGACUUCUUUGCAUGAAUUGUAAAUAAGAAGUUGGCCCACCAUUUUCGAGAGUUUCUCUGAUCUGGCAGCCUCGUACAUUCUUGGGCUAUUAGAUGCAACAGAAUUACUUGCUCGCCCCUCCAAAAGCGAGAAAGUUUGGCAAAUCUCUAAAUGGUACGUGUCUACUUAAUCAUUGACUUGGUGAGCUUUUUCUGUUUAAUAAUUGGACCCAAAAUCAAGAAAGUAAGAUCACCUAGCAAAGCAACCUAGCAAUGAAAGCCUUUAGAAAUUCGUUGAGAACCAACAGUCUGGCAAAUGUGUUGGGUGUACCUAAUGCCUAAUGGAAGAAUCUACAUUCUGGAAAUGGCAAGGCUUUACCUGGUUAGCUGUAAUCAGUUUUUAACCCAGUGGACCAGACACCCACCAACUAGGAAAGUCCUAACAGGAGCAUCAACUAGAUGCCAACAUGGGUUGGCACUUGGCUUUUGAUUCCAUAGACUAAUUUUUUGCUUUCGUAGUGAACAGCAUAAUUUUUCUUUGAUUUUAAGAUAUAUCAAACUAAUUAGAAACUUCUUUUUAGUAUUGAUUUUAACUAUUUUUGAGUAUGUAGCUUUUCCUGUCAAUUAAAGGCAUUGGGGGCCUUUCUUUUUUUUUUGUGUCGGAGCUAGGGAAGAGGACGACAUUCCUUGCAAGUAGUGCCCCAAUGUUAAGCUAAAGUGAAGCACAAAUUCUGAACAGAAGUUAUUACUCAUUAAAUUCCUGGGGUAGUGAUAAUGAAUCUGGAAGUUACACAUUGCCACUCACCAUGAGCCAUGUUCCUCCACCAAUUUUUUUUUUUUUAGAAAAAAAGAAAAAGAAAAGAGGAAAAGUUGAUAAUCUUUUGUUCUUCAUGUACUUGGCAGCAUGCACUGAAUAAAGGUUUGAAGAUCAGACCAUGCCACAGAAAGAUUUCUCUAUUUAUUAGUGUCAUGUUUUUCUAUUUUCUUAUAGCUAUGAAUGCAAUGCGGCAGAAAAAAAAAAAAGACUUCCAUCCGUACAUUCGACAGUCAAGUCUAAAGUGAUAAUAAUAAUAAUAAUCAACUCACGGAAUUAACAUCGAUUUUCUUUAAUUUCUUUCGUUAGUUUCGUCGUAUUCUUUUCUUGAUAAUUAUAAUAAAAAAUUGUGUUAAGUUUAUAUGUGACGAGAUUAACAUUUUCUCUUUAAAAAUUAAUUUAUUAAGAUGUGUAAUAUUUGUGUUUAAAAGUGAGAGACUCUUUUCUCGUAUCAACUAUAGAAUUUUCCAACAUAUUCUCUCUCAAUUCAUAAUAUCUUUAUUGUGAAUCGAGUCACCCUGAUUAUUCUAUUUGUUGCAGUGCUUGACGCAAUAGGGGAAUCGAAUCCGAAAUUAUUUUGAUAUUACUUUAUCAAACCUGGUAUGCUCUCGAAAUUGAUUCAAAUUAAUCUUGAUACCAUUUUGUUACAAUAAUUAUGUUUUUUUUCCCCCAAAACUAACUUAUCAGAAUGUUCAAUACCUGUAUUAAUAAAAUCAAGAAAUUUCUCUUACCGUAUUUGGUUUGGAAUUCAAUAGCAUAGGCACUAGAAGAAAAUUAACGAGUAAUAAGACGGCUCAAAUCUGGCACCAAACGUCACAGUGUAAUCAUUCAAGGUGUCGACAACUACAAGCUGAGAACAAAAACAUGAAAAUGAAAGCUUCCUCUCUCUCUUACCAAAACAUUCAAAUGAUCCAAAUUUAAAUACGGGCAUAACAGAGCAUUCUGACAGUUGCCCGUGAAUCCACUCGCAGAAAGAUCUCUAUUUCUCUAUUCUCUCACCCCUCAAAGUGGCAGAAACGUACUCGAACGCCCAUCUCCCACUUGUCUUCCUGCUUUCUGCUCUACUCUCUUCUCUCUGCCACAGUUUUUCUCUUUCUAAAUGGACGGCCCUGAUUAACUCGGUAUUUCAAGCUCUUUCGUGAUUAAUCUCUGUAACUAUCCAGGCUUCCUUUUAUCUUAUUCUUCCUCACUCACCAGCUGAACUGCCCUUUGAAUUCCUUAGUUAAAAAAAGAAAUGGGUGCUUUUAAAUUCUUUGCUUCUUCGCUUGUUAUGUUGGUUGUUGUUACUAGACUUUUACCGGGGGCAGAGUCCAAGACGUACUGGGGAGAUAUACAGGCGUUGGAACAACUGAAAAAUGGAGUCGACCCUAACUCGGUGAGUCCUGGUUCUUGCUUGAGUUCGUGGGACUUUACAGCAGACCCGUGCGACAGCCUCUUCAGUGAACGUUUCACCUGUGGUUUCAGGUGCGACCUUACGGUUUCUGGGUUAAGCCGAGUUACGGAAGUUAGUCUUGACUCAGCUGGGUACGCUGGUUCUCUCUCUUCUGCUUCCUGGAACCUCCCUUAUUUACAAAUCCUUGACCUGUCAAACAAUUUCUUCUCCGGGUGGAUUCCAGGGUCACUCUCCAACCUGCCUCGGUUAACUCGACUCGGUCUUUCGAGGAACACAUUAUCCGGUGAGAUACCUGCCUCGAUUGGGUCGUUGUCGAGCCUUGAAGAACUGUACCUCGAUAACAACAACCUUCAAGGACCUAUUUCUACGACUUUCAAUGGUCUUGCUAGCUUGAAAAGGCUCGAAAUUCAAACAAACAACAUCUCUGGUGCGUUGCCCGAGCUGGGUUCACUCAAGAACCUUUAUUUUCUUGAUGCAAGCAACAAUGCCAUUUCUGGGUAUCUCCCUACGACGUUCCCUCCUUCACUGGUCCAAAUCUCCAUGAGAAACAACAAGAUUGAAGGCACCAUCCCUCAAAGUCUCAAAUAUCUGAGCUUUUUGCAAGUAUUGGACCUGAGUGGCAACAAACUCACCGAUUCAGUCCCUUAUUUCCUUUUUAACCACCCAUCUCUCCAACAACUCACUCUCGCAUUCAACUCCUUUACGUCUGUACAAUCUCCCUCUAAUUUAGGAACCAAAAGUGAGCUCAUUGCCGUUGAUUUGAGCAACAACGAGCUCCAAGGCUGGUUACCUCAUUUCUUGCCACUAUUGCCAAAGCUGUCAGCUUUGUCCCUAGAAAACAAUAAGUUCUCGGGUAUGAUCCCAGCCCAGUACGCAUUGAAAACGAUCCUGCCUGGAUCCGGAAUUGCCCCUUUUGCAAGGCUUUUGCUUGGAGGGAACUACUUGUUCGGACCAAUUCCGGGGCCCUUGCUGUUUCUCAAGCCAGAUACUGCAAAUGUCAGUCUUGCUGACAACUGCUUGAUAAGGUGUCCGCUGCGUUUCUUUUUCUGCCAAGGAGCUGACCAGAAAUCUUUAAUGGAAUGUAAGAGAUUUAGCCCUGUAAUCCCUUGAAUUACUAUGCAAUUAAUUACAGCAAUGUUUUUUAGUA
This is a messenger RNA of Theobroma umbraticum, 3535 nucleotides long. RefSeq lists its product as uncharacterized. The record is from RefSeq and is a predicted model, not a curated record. Lineage: Eukaryota; Viridiplantae; Streptophyta; Magnoliopsida; Malvales; Malvaceae.